AUGUCUGAAACAAUUGAAGGUAACGUCCAAAUUUUGAGAUUGUCUCCAGGUGAUGGCACCAACUUCCCAAAGCCAGGUGAUUUGGUGACCAUUCACUACACCGGUACCUUGGAAAACGGUCAGAAAUUCGAUUCCUCUGUUGACAGAGGUUCCCCAUUCCAAUGUAACAUUGGUGUUGGCCAAGUUAUCAAGGGUUGGGAUGCAGCUAUUCCAAAGUUGUCUGUUGGUGAAAAGGCCAGACUAACUAUUCCAGGUCCAUAUGCUUAUGGUCCACGUGGAUUCCCAGGUUUGAUUCCACCAAACGCUACUCUAGUGUUUGACGUUGAAUUGUUGAAGAUCAACUAA
Kluyveromyces marxianus DMKU3-1042 is the source of this 345-nucleotide messenger RNA. RefSeq names its product peptidylprolyl isomerase FPR1 (gene FPR1). Bases 1 to 345 code for a protein of 114 amino acids. Lineage: Eukaryota; Fungi; Ascomycota; Saccharomycetes; Saccharomycetales; Saccharomycetaceae. The transcript has a single exon. The record is from RefSeq and is a predicted model, not a curated record. Gene Ontology annotation, molecular function: peptidyl-prolyl cis-trans isomerase activity.